Nicotiana tabacum (common tobacco) is the source of this 2560-nucleotide messenger RNA. Its product is annotated as protein PTST homolog 2, chloroplastic. Lineage: Eukaryota; Viridiplantae; Streptophyta; Magnoliopsida; Solanales; Solanaceae. The record is from RefSeq and is a predicted model, not a curated record.
CACUUUAUUAUAUUCAUACUCAUUCGAUGCCUAUAAAGUUGAUAGUCAUAGAACUUAUAACAGUAUUCAUUAAGUAAUCCUCAACAAAUCAGUUCUCAUUAAUUGCAUUUCCGUAUCCCAGUGCGCUGCCCAUUGCUUCACUUUUCUGCAGGAUAGUGCACUUAUUUCUUCUGGUAGCCUCCAACUGUUUGAAGAAAUGCCUGAACGAUGGUUUCAGUCAUUUCGACACCUACCCAUUUUUCAAUUCCUCCUUUUUUCAACACCCAUUUGAGCUUUUCACCUAUUCCUACUAUAAUGUUCGUUAUAACCCCCGCAAAAAAACUUCACUGCCGCAGAAAUGCUGCGAUUUUUAACCAAGAAAUGGGGUUCUUUCGGCGUUUUAAGCUUAGCAAGGGAAGAGCUGAGGAUAGUGCAUACUGCUGGUGUAGGAAAGGGCUAGGAAGUGAAGGGGAAAUGGAGCUGGAAGAAGAGAUUUUGGCUUUUAUGGAGAUAUCUGAGAACCCAAAUGCUUUUCCGACAAGGAAAGAGUUGGAAGAAGCUGGAAGAGUGGAUUUGGUGGAGGCUAUAAAGAAUAGAGGAGGGUGGUUUUCUUUUGGUUGGGACUCCGAGGAUGAUGACACUUGCACUAUGGACGUUAAUGAAGUUGAGACUGUGGAAAUGGAUUUUGACAUUGAGGAGUUUCAAAGGAGAGUCAACAGUUGUCAAGAAAGUGAUUCAUUACAUGGGAAUGAAGCUCAUUUUCCUGUUUCGGGAUCUUCUAGUUCUUCAUUUGGGAAUUCUUCUCAGCCCACCUCGUCCUCUGGUAGAUCGUUGGAAAUUGUAGCAGAGGAAGAUAGCGGGAUUGAAGGGAUAUUGAGUCGACUAGAGAAAGAGAGGAACUCGUCUCUUGGAAUUGAUCUGGGAAAACACGGACAUAGUUCUCAUGCUUCAAGUAGGGACAACAUAGAUGACAGAAGCUUUGGAACCACUGAUGCAGAUAGGACUGACCUAGGAAAAAAUGGUAGCCUCAAUAAAGGUAUCCCCAUGAAAGACAUUCGAAGGGAUUCAGAUGAGGAGCUUAACCAUAGCUUUUCACCACCCAUGUGGAGAAAAUGGAGCAUGCAACAUGCAGACCUUCAGGAUAUAGAGUUUGAAGCUGGUGAGGUUGCUCUAGGUAAAAGUUCGAUUGAAGGUAAGAGCGAAGCUGCAGGAGAUGAUCUAGUUAAUAUCACGGGGAGUAGAACCGAAGCUUUACGAAGAUGGAAAAAUGAAAACCACAACGAGAUAAGCACCCGGCUUCAGCAUUUAGAACUUGAGCUAUCCUUGACACUGCACUCGUUGAAAUCCAAAAGCAAGGAGUUAAAUUUGAAGGAGGUUCUUGGAAGCUCUCCAAGUGAUUUGCAAAGGCUUUCUGAUGCAUGGGAAUUCCAGGAGAAUGAAUUCAUGAAUGCCCGGGAGAGAUUGAGGUCGAUACGUGCAAAGCUGGCUGUGCUUGAGGGGAAAAUGACACUUGCGAUAAUUGAUGCACAGAAGAUAUUAGAAGAGAAGCAGGAGAGGAUUGAUAGUGCUAGUAAAGCUUUGCAGAUUCUUCGUACUGCUCGCAUUGUUUGGACCAACUCCGCCUCAGAGGUUCUUCUAGCAGGUUCUUUUGAUGGAUGGACAACUCAGGGUGAAUAUGAUGUCUUAUCAAUGAUUACAGUAAGGACAUCCUCUUCUGCAUGGUUUAGUGUUGAAGUGUCAUCAAUAGAGUCAACAUCUAGCUAUUCUUGAUUUCUUGUGGCCAAUAUGAAAGUAGUUCACAACUUAGUCAUGUUUGGCUAGAGCAGGAAAAUAAAAGAUUCUCUUUUAGGGGGUACACCCAAUUAAUAUCCAGUGCAAUAUGCUUUGCUGACUUGACUCGUGUAAAUUGCAUGACAUUUUGCCUUCACAAUCUUUUCUUUUCUCUUCUCUUUUGAUUGUGUUGGGAUCCAGAUGGGGUUUUGGAGAAGGGCUAUGGAUCUAAUCACAAUAAUAUGUGAUCACUUAUAUUCCUGUUAUUUGCUUCAUUUUCAAAUUUUAUUUAGUAAACUACAUAUUAUUUAGAAUUUGUACAGCAAAAAUCAGAAUUUGCUCAACUUACUAGUGCAAAUAAGAUAAAAAUGCGUCAGUGAAAUGGAGACUUUAGAAGCCAAGGUGCACUUCUUUAAUCCUUGCUGAGAACUUCAGAAGAUGGUCUACCAGGGUUUACCCUUUUUAUUUCCCGGAAAGUCACUUGGCAUUUAGGAAAGAAAUUAGAUAACAACAUUGCUGUACCCUUUUUAUUUCCCGGAAAGUCACUUGGCAUUUAGGAGAGAAAUUAGAUAACAACAUUGCUGUACUUGAGUUAUAGAGUUCCAUGUACCAUCAAGUAGAUUUCUCUAAAGCUGUUCCUAAAGCAUCAAAUGCCUUGAAAAAUGGCAUGUCAACAGUCUCUUAAUAAUGAAACCUGCACAUUUCUAUUUCUUCCCCUAAAAGGCCUUGUAUCAAGAACGUGAGGGACUUUGUGAUGUUGAUUUCAAGGGGCAUCUUGUCCUUGACUAGCAGCUUGAUGGGAUGUAUUUAA